AUGGACUCGGCCUUUUAUCCUGAGUUUUUGGAGCCAUCUUCAAUGGAGUCUCGGUAUCACAUUGAGUUUACGAAGUUGAAACUCACUAGUAAAUGUGGUUUCGGUCGAGUUAUUCAUGUGUUGAAGAAGGAGAUGCUUAUUUUGAUGAUGAAAAGAUGUGAAAAGGAGGCCACAGACGUUGCUGGCUCUAAAGAACUAUACAAAGAACGUCUAAUGCGUUUGUCUUGGGCUCUCGUUCUUUCCCAUCAAGCCGGUGAUGUGCAAUGCGGAAUAGGAAUGCUUGAAGCAUUUCUUGCAAACUCGGAUCCUCCUUUAAAGCAUCCGAAGAAGCUUCACCUUCUUGUUGUUAUGAAACCUGGUUGGAGACAAGCUUUAGUGCUAAAGGAGAGCAUCCAAGACAAAAAUGGUGGAUCUGGUGAUGAUGAAGAGAAGGAACUUCUCUCCAAGGAAAGCAGUGGAUCUUAUGACGAUGAAGAGAACGAACAUCUCUCGAAGGAGAAGGAUUUACUAAUGGUCCAUUUACUUCGCACUGCUUGCUCUUCUAAAGAGCUUUUGUCUGAUUCAUUGCUUCAGAUAACCGGUGAAUUGAUUGAGCUUGGUUUAUUGCAUGAAGGAGUGUUAGAAUUAGCUUUAAGUCAUCUCCAGACUUUUAUAUCAUUUUCAAUGAUGCACACAAACUAA
This is a messenger RNA of Arabis nemorensis, 681 nucleotides long. NCBI's taxonomy places the organism in Eukaryota, Viridiplantae, Streptophyta, Magnoliopsida, Brassicales, Brassicaceae. The record is from the annotation of a GenBank genome assembly.